Didymodactylos carnosus is the source of this 603-nucleotide messenger RNA. The record is from the annotation of a GenBank genome assembly. NCBI's taxonomy places the organism in Eukaryota, Metazoa, Rotifera, Eurotatoria, Philodinida, Philodinidae.
AUGUUCGGAAAUACGUAUACCAUGCCACAAACAACUGGCGAAGGGACGCCGUUAUAUGAACAUGAUUUUCAACAAUUUUCUCAGCAAGGUGCAUCAGGCAGAGAUUGUUAUGGUCAUUUUGGACCUUCUAUUUUAUUUGAUUUAUUUGAUAAGGAAUUUCCAGAUAGCAUUAUGGUUGAUUAUUUACAUACAACACUAUUAAGACAAACACGAACAAUGAUGACACAUCUAGCCGGCAAAAUUAGUACGGCAGAUCGUGCCCUGCUUGAUAGGGUGUUAACAGAACAAAGAUUUCCAUACUAUUUUUAUAGAGGAGUACGCGGUAUUAGUAAUUUAGCUCACGUGAAAGGAACAGAAGUUCGUAAUCUUUUAUUAUAUUCUAUGAUACCAACAUUCAUCUUAUUUUUCGAUCCUGAACAAGUAUCUUAUAUAUCGUUAUUUUCAUGUGCAAUUCGUUUAUUAUAUGGUCCACCAUUACUUCAUAUUUCAAGAGGUGCUCGAUGUAAUUUAGCUUCGGAAUUAAUGAUAGAAUACAUGAGUCUAGCAGAAAAGGCUUUUGGUCGCACAAAUCUGUUUGAAACUGGUCUGCUUUUAGCUUUGUGA